UCUCAUCCGAAACAACUUCUUCACUACUUUCUCAUAGCAAUAAGUUUAGCCAUUCAAUACCAAAAAAGCCUAGAGAAGAAAAGAAUGAUGAAACAGCUUCUCUCCCCUUUUCUAAUCCUGCUGAUCUUCUUCCAUCUCUGCACCAAAACUUCUGGUCAGUCGCCAGCAUCGGCUCCAGCACCUUCAGGUCCACCUGACAUCACUGCAGUUCUCCGAAAGGCAGGUAAGUAUACCACCUUCAUUGGGCUACUAAAGAGCACCCAGAUGGAUGUCCAAAUUAACAGCGAACUUCAGAAAAAAUCUGACCCGGGCUUCACCAUAUUUGCACCCACCGAUACUGCCUUUUCAAACCUCAAACCAGGCACACUGAACUCAUUCACUGAUCAGCAGAAGGCGGCACUGACGCAAUUCCAUGUGGUACCUUCUUACCUUUCAAACUCACAGUUCCAAACUGUGAGCAACCCGCUGCGCACAGAGGCAGGUGGUGAUACUGUGGAGUUUCCACUGAAUAUAACAACCAACGGAACUCAGGUGAGUAUGACAACAGGGCUUGUGAACACAACAGUGGACGACACGGUAUACAUUGAUGGUCAGCUUGCUGUGUAUGAGAUCGGCGAGGUACUCCUUGCACAAGGUAUCCUCAGGCCUCCAGCACCACCACCACUACCUCCAAAGAAUGCUUCUCCUUCUUCAAAUGCCCCUUCAGGGUCGAUUAGCUCUUCUGGUGAUUUUUCUGAUGCAACAUGUCUGCGCUAUGCACCAACUGCAAUAUCCUAUGGAGUGGCAAUUCUUGUGGCAUUAACCUUAUGGCUAUAGACACAGUGUUGGUUGAUCAUGGCAUGAUCUUGUGUUCGGUGUGUGCUUGUACUGUCAUAAUUUUCACUCAAUCAAAUUAUUAACUUGUCUCUCUACCGAA
Vitis riparia (riverbank grape) is the source of this 916-nucleotide messenger RNA. RefSeq names its product fasciclin-like arabinogalactan protein 11. NCBI's taxonomy places the organism in Eukaryota, Viridiplantae, Streptophyta, Magnoliopsida, Vitales, Vitaceae. The transcript has a single exon. The record is from RefSeq and is a predicted model, not a curated record. Bases 85 to 816 code for a protein of 243 amino acids.